Molecule: messenger RNA, 1335 nt
Organism: Antrostomus carolinensis (chuck-will's-widow)
Lineage: Eukaryota; Metazoa; Chordata; Aves; Caprimulgiformes; Caprimulgidae
Product: PHD finger protein 7
Exons: 7
Coding region: 1-1335 (444 amino acids)
Cellular component (GO): nucleus
Source: RefSeq, a predicted model, not a curated record
AUGUGCACCAUGUUUGCAAUGAAGCAGCCAGACCUUGGCUCGAGGGAGCAAACGUGCAUGCUGUGUGGCCAGGCAGAGGUGGACCCAGAUAUCUGUGGGCGCAAAAGAGUGAAAAAAGGGCUCUGUGCCCACACAUAUUGCCUGUGCUGCUUCGUUUGUGGCAAGAUGGGUGCUGCCAUCAUCUGCCAGGAGAAAGGGUGCAACCACAGUUUCCAUCUCCCCUGUGCCUCAGAGGGUGAAUGUGUCACCCAGUUCUUUGAGCCGUACAGGUCCUUCUGCUGGCAGCACUGCCCAGAACAGACAGUGCAAGCCACCCCAGAGCAGAACAGCACCUGCAUCAUCUGCCUGGACCUUGUGGAAGACAAAAAGUCCUACCGCACCAUGGUGUGCCCAGCAUGCCAGCAUGCCUGGUUCCACCAGAACUGCAUCCAGAAAAAGGCUAUCCAUGCUGGUGCCAGCUUCCACUGCCUGCAUUGCCAAAAUGAAGAUCAGUUUGUGAAGGAAAUGCUCAACAUGGGGAUUCAAAUCUCCAAGAGACAACCAUCAUGGGAGAGCGAUGAAGCAUUUGAGCUGGUAUAUCAAAGGCACAGCCUCUGCAAUGCCAGCAAAUGCCUUUGUCCGGGAGGCAGGGAGCAGGCAGAGGAAGAGGGGCCUUGGCAACUGCUCCUGUGCAGCUCCUGUGCUGCUGAAGGCACCCACCGACACUGCUCGUACUUGAGGAGCUGUGCAACCACCUGGGAGUGUGACAGCUGCACUGGCCUGGGCACUGAUAAGAGGCAAAAACAUCUGGGUGCUCCUGGACUGAGGCCAGCCUCCAGUGACAAUUCAGAGCUUGCCAGCCCCAGCUCCACCAGCCAGGUGGCAUCAGGGCCGCCCCAUGGCUCCCUUGCGUAUGAGAGCAGUAGGCCCAGCACCAUCGCUCAGGUAUCACUGGGGCCAUUCCACCCCUCCUCGGGGCCUGAAAGCAGCAGCCGCUCCAGCCAACCUGGACCAGACCGGAUACGACACUGCUGGCGGUUACAACAGCGAGCACAAAAGCCGUACAGCCGGCCUGGAAAACACCAUGGGAGCAGCCAUGAGCAAGCCCCAAGUGCUGAGCCCAGUAGCUCCAGUACUGCCUGGCAUGUGACGUUGGGACUGUUCCUUGACGCUCUGGUGCUCAAGAGGAGCAGCUCCAGCUCCACCAGGGAGGCAGCAUUGGGGCUGUCCCGUGAUGCUCUGGCACUCAAAAGCAGCAGCCGCUUCAGCCACCCUGGACCAGAGCAGAUCCGACACCACUGGCGGUUACAACGUCAGGCACAAAAGCUGUACAGCCGGCCUGGAAGAUGCUGCUGA